Anneissia japonica is the source of this 6070-nucleotide messenger RNA. Its product is annotated as CD109 antigen-like. NCBI's taxonomy places the organism in Eukaryota, Metazoa, Echinodermata, Crinoidea, Comatulida, Comatulidae. Gene Ontology annotation, cellular component: extracellular region. The record is from RefSeq and is a predicted model, not a curated record. Gene Ontology annotation, molecular function: endopeptidase inhibitor activity.
UAUCUUUGUAUAUACUCUUUGACUAGUAACAGCUUCCAAAACGUUGUUUAUUGAUUGUAAAAAGGAGACGUCAGUGGAACUCAGCCGGGGUAGUUUGAUCGAAUGUGUUACUACUAACUAAAGAGCAAUAACUAUGACUUUGAAAGCUGUCUCCAUUACAACAUUACUUCUUGUGGCUGUUGGAUUGAUCCACUUUACCAAUGGAGGGUAUGUGAUAGUGUCGCCAGAAUCCAUACGCCCUGGAUUGCCAUUCGUUGUCAGCUUAAAUAUUGAUGCUGCUGAAACUUUCACCUUGACUCUCUGGAUAACGGAAAAUUCGGUUGAGUUAACACAGUCUGUAACGACAUACAACAGUAGCGUCACUGACACAAUUGAAUUACAGGUGCCGGAGGACAUUCAAGAUGGCGCCUACAUGAUACAUGCAAAUGCAUCAGGGGGAAUUAGCUUUGAAGACGAAAAAACCUUAAAAUAUGCUUCGAAGGGUUUCUCAAUCUACAUCCAGACGGACAAAGCCAUUUAUAAGCCAGGCCAAACAAUAAACUACAGAAUAUUUGCUGUGAACCCUGACUUAUCCCAACGCAUGGUGAACUUUGACAUUGAAAUCAAGGAUCCACUGGGGAAUUUAAUCAAGCAAUGGAUUGACUAUGAGCCGCCCAGUACAGGUGUAAUAACAGAAGAGUUAAUGAUGACAACACAGCCUGUUCUAGGGGACUGGACUAUUACAGCUACUUCAGGGCAUGUGGCUGUGGAACAGGUUUUCACUGUGGCUGAGUAUGUCCUGCCAAAGUUUAAAGUGUCCGUCACCCUGCCUUCAUUCAUCACCAGUGAAGAAUCUGAACUAGAGGGAAGAGUAGAUGCAACAUUGAUGGAACCAGCAGUUUCUCCGUGUCCAUGAGGGAAUUCUCAUAUUUUUACGAUGGAAUGGGUUUCUAUGUUGUUGCCAUGGUAACGGAGUCACUGACUGGAAUUGAACAAAACUCAACCGCUUCAACUGCAUACUAUAAAAAACCUGUGAAAGUGGAAAUUUUACAUGCAAGUCCAAGGACCUUUAAACCUGGUCUCAUGUAUACUGCUUAUAUUGCAGUUACGAAACAAGAUGGUACACCACUGUCAUACGCAGAGAGGAGAAUGCCUUUGCUUGUCAGGCGCUCCAGUGAAAUGAGUCCAACAAGGAUUGAAAUUCCAACCAGUGGGGUUGUAACAUACACAUUUGAAACAAUGAGUGCUGAUUCUUUGUUCAACAUAGAGGCAUGGUACUACCCAGGAGAUCAGGAACAAUAUCGCAGUACCAACAUUUAUGUAGAAAAAGCCGAGUCACCGAGCAACUCAUUCAUACAAAUUGGGUUGGAUACUUCGGAUUUGUCAGCAGGAAAUGUCGCAACAUUCACGCUUCGAUCUACAGAAAUCCCUCCGUACAUUGUUUAUCUGAUCAUAUCAAAAAGCAGAAUUGUUGCUAUGAAAACCAUCCGUGGUCUGACAUCCACCCAAAAUUUCUUUUCCGUUGACGUUACUUCAGAUAUGGCACCAUUUUCCAAAUUGGUGGCGUAUUACGUUCGCGAAGAUAAAGAAGUUGUUGUUGAUGUGUUUAAAUUUAAUGUUGAUGGUGCUUUUAAGAAUCAGGUUAGUCUAUCAUUCAGUAAUGAGGUCGUUGAACCCGAUGACAACAUUACUGUUGACGUUACAGCAACCGGAGGAUCCCUUGUUUACAUUUUAGCAGUCGAUCAGAGUGUUUUACUCCUAAAAUCUGGCAACGACAUCACUCAACAAAAGGUUCUCAGAGAAUUAGAAACGUUUGAUGGAAGCGAAGAUGAGGGUGUAAUUGAUGGUCCCAUAUUUUUCGAUUCGUUCUUUCCAAUCCCAACUACAGGUACAACUGCUGAAGAUAUCUUUGAUAAUACUCGUGUUUUGGUGUUAACUGAUGCUGAGAUAUAUGGUAGAGAGAAUGACUAUUUUUUUGAGGAUAGAGUUUUUCCUGCUGUAGUAGCUGAAGCUGCUGGUGACUAUGCAUAUGCAAUGGAUGACGCAUUUGAUGGUGGUGAUAUUGACAGGCAACUGGAAUCAGGGGAGCCAGCUUUAGAUGAAGAUCCUCCUGUGCGUACUGAGUUUCCGGAGACGUGGCUCUGGACAGAAACAACCGUCGGAGAGGAUGGAACUGUUUCCAUCACCGCCAAAGUUCCAGAUACCAUCACGUCUUGGAUUGGAAGUGCCUUUGCAUUGUCCAGUGAUACAGGACUUGGAAUUGUGCCAACUACAUCAAUGGUGACAGUUUUCAAACCUUUCUUUGUCUCCUUAAACCUACCUUACUCAGUGAUUCGAGGUGAAACCCUAGCAUUGGAGAUUUUAGUCUUCAACUAUCAAACCACAGAUAUUACUGCUGAGAUAAUCCUUCACAAAUCUGAGGAUUUUGAUAAUAUUGAAUUCCAAACAAGCAACAACAUUGCGGACAAAUUCAACGAGGUUUAUGUUAGCAAGGAUCAGGUCGUGAGAACAGCUAUUCCUGCCGGAGGUGGUGUGUCAGUUUCUUUUCCCAUAAUUCCCAAGGAAUUGAAGUUGAUGGACAUUCAUGUGUCGGCGCAGUCAUCAACCGCCAGAGAUAGUGUCAUUAGACAGCUUUUGGUUGAGCCCGAGGGAGUUAUGAAGUCGUACACUGAUCCAGACCUCAUCGAUUUAUCAGGCGACAUGUUUACAAAAUCGUUUCUUGUUGAUCUUCCCCCAUCUGGUCUCGUUGAGGGCUCUGUUCAUGUAAUGCUCUCAGCCACAGGUGACAUAAUGGGCCCUACUAUGAGCGGAUUGGAUGAGCUGCUGCGUGUGCCCUCGGGCUGUGGGGAGCAGAACAUGAUAGGCUUCGCUCCAGAUGUCUUCAUCUAUGAUUACCUCGUAAACACAAACCAGAAUAAUCUUGAGAUAAAGGAAAAGGCUCUCCGCUAUAUGAACAUUGGCUACCAGAAGGAGCUCACUUACCAGCACAAGGAUGGCUCUUUCAGUGCCUUUGGUGACAACGAUCCCUCUGGCAGUACUUGGCUGACAGCCUUUGUGGUCAAAUCAUUUGUCCAGGCUCAGGAGUUCAUUUUCAUUGAUUACAAACUUGUGGAGAAGGCUGUUAUUUGGAUACUGAUGCAACAGAAUAAUGAUGGAUCAUUCCGGGAACCAGGAAAGAUCUGUCACAGAGAUAUGCAGGGUGGUUUAUCUGGACCAGUUACCCUUACAGCAUAUGUGUUGGUGGCCUUGCAAGAAGCUAAGCAUGGGAAUGGAUUCUCUCAGACUACAUUGGACUUGCUUGGCAGUUCUGUUGAUAAUGCUGCAUCCUACAUUAACUCUGAGUUAUCCAACUUCAGAUCUGACCCAUAUGUAUUGGCUAUCACGACCUAUGCCCUUACAUUAAGCAACCAUGCAAAUAAAGAUGGGUUUCUUGCUGCAUUAGAAGAACUAGCAAUUGUUGAAGAUGGUAUGAAACAUUGGAGCCGUCAAGAUGUAGUUGAAGAAGUUGUCCCUGAUGUAGGGCGGGAAAUAUGGUUUCCACCGUAUCAUACACCACCCUCAUCUGAUAUUGAAAUGACAGCCUACGGACUUCUCGUUUAUCUGGCUCGUGAUGAUAUCCUGUCAGGAUCAUCUGUUUCCAAAUGGUUGACUAAACAACGAAGUGAACUUGGUGGAUAUUCAUCAACGCAGGACACUGUUGUAGCUCUGCAAGCUUUAGCAUCUUAUGCAGGUGAAAUGAGUACGAACAGAGGGGAAGUUGCAAUAGCUGUAACAGCAACGGCUGAUCCCUCUUACAAGCAUAAUAUAACUAUUAACAGUGAGAAUGCGCUUGUUUUCCAGCAGUUGGAGAUCCCAGUGACAUCUGGCUCAGUUGAUAUAACAGUAUCUGGCAGUGGUUCCGUUCUGGUUCAGUUCACAGUUUCCUACAACAUGGAGGAGGUUGACCAGGUGCCAGCAUUUAAUGUCGUGGUAACAGUGGUUGACGACGAUCCAAACAACAUCCAAGUUGAAGUUUGUGGACAGUAUUUGAAGGAGGAAGAGAGCGGGAUGUCAAUCAUGGAAGUCGGUAUCCCAUCAGGCUUCGAUGUGGAUGAGGACAAAUUGAAGGAGGAACUGUCGAAGAUUGUUACUCUGCAAAAGUAUGAGCUGCAGACAAGAUAUGUUAACCUAUAUCUUGAUGAGAUUGCAUACGAACAUAGGACUUGUGUUCGUAUCACCGCCUUCAGAUCAAAUAUUGUGUCAAACAUCAAGCCCAGCCCUGUGAAAGUGUACAACUAUUAUCAGCCAGAUGAACAAAUGACCAUGUUUUACACGUCAGACACUCUGAUGAAUUCCAAUAUCAGAGAAUUAUGUGGCAACUGUGGAGAGGUCGUGUCCCUGUCUGUCGUAGAUGGAGAAACUACCAAAAAGCCUUCUUCUGGGAUGCCUCAUUUAAGCCCAAACCCUCUCAUUAAUAUCAUUGCACUCAUUCUGAGCUGUUUCCUCACUGGGUUUAUGCUGGGCGUUAACUACCAUGUGUAAAUUAUUGAUAGCUACUAUCAGUUAAACACUAUAGCUUUAUAAAUAGGGAUAAUUAACAGAGGAUUUGAGAUCACUCAAGCUACGGUCACACCAGAGCCUAAAGUUUGGCUUGACUCAGUACAGUUUAUGAUCUCAUGCGUGGCUUAAAAAUGUUCAGUUUCCAAUUUGGUUAACUCAGAUAGUAGAAAUCCUUGAGCAUAAACAUAACACCAUUUUGGUCACACACUUCUCUGAGAAAAGUACAAUGGCAAGUUCUAGGUGAACCCAGGUCAACCUGUACCAUUGCUUGGGUUGAGCUGUCUGGGUUAAGAACAGUUACAAUCCAGGCAUCAGUCAACCCUGCUUAGUUCAGAUUAUGAGUUUACUAAAGUCAAGUCAGACUUGAGGCUGUAAUGUGAUUGUAGCCUCUCUGUUAUCAAUGCUUCUCUAGCUACUUAGGCCUUCAUUUUACAGUAUAGGUAUAAGGUAUAAGUUUUUUAUAUUAGGUAUCAUUGGUUGGUACAUAUAAUAUAAUUAUAUUACUGUUUCAAAAUACAUUCCAAAUGGUAAAGGAUCUUUUUAGCCAUACAUAAUAAUAAAUAUAUAAAUCAUAAUUAUUGAGCUGGUUUUGUAUUGUCUCGUGCAAAGCAGAAGUUGGAACAAUCAUUUAUUAUUAUUAUUAUUAUUAUUAUUAUUAUUAUUAUUAUUAUUAUUAUUAUUUUAAUAAUAUCAAAAUUAUUAUAUUACUUAUUAGCAAUCAUGUUAGGUAUAUAUUUUAUUUUAAUAAUAAUCUGUAUUAAUAAUAGCGAUAGUGACAUCAAUUAUAAUAAUAAUAAUGUUUUUCAACAUUCAAAGCAAAAGUCUGAACAAUCAUUUAUUAUUGUUAUUAAAAUAUUGACAUUAUUAAAUUACUUAUUAUCAAUCAUGUUAGGUUUUAUAGCGAUAAUUUGAUGUUUAAAUAAUAAUCUGUAUUAAUAAUAAUGAUGAAAAAUAGUUUUUAAUGACAGUGAUAGAGACAAGAAUAAUGUUUUUAAAAAAAGUUAAUAAUUUGGACUAUAAGAAAUAUUAAUAAUCUGAUAUUUUUUUAUUGUGAAUUUGUCCCUGAAAUAUCUUCUCCCUUUGGUCAGUAAUUUUUUGAUGUUUAUUUAUGAGCCAAAUAAGAAUGCAUAUAUGUAUUUGAAUGUUGCACUGGAAUAUGGAAUAUACUAUUAUUAGAAAUAUAUUGUAAAUACUGUAGAAUUUUUAUUUUGGAAUAUUUAAAUAAUCUAUUCAGGUGCCUUCUCACACAUGUUGCAAUGUAUUCAUUUCUAUUCUAAUCUAAUGAUUUGUAAUAAUUAUAUAUUAAAUAUUAUAUAGAAUUUUUUUCUCAAUGGAAACAGAAUGAGUUUAUUAAGAUAUAAAGAAAAUAAAGAAUUCCAAAAAUGCAAAUUUUACGAGUCUUUUAAUAACAUUGUAGUAAUAAUAAUUAGUGAUUUUAUCAAUACUUCAUGAUUGGUAUUAAUUUAUAAAUUGUUAAAUGUGGUAUGUGGAUCAUUAUGUUUACAUGAAUUUGCUUUCGUAAUAAAGUUCUUGGCAUUUGUGAAAAACAAAA